Messenger RNA from Colletotrichum graminicola M1.001, 1218 nucleotides. RefSeq lists its product as uncharacterized. The annotation marks the transcript as partial. Gene Ontology annotation, molecular function: DNA-binding transcription factor activity, RNA polymerase II-specific; transcription cis-regulatory region binding; zinc ion binding. Gene Ontology annotation, cellular component: nucleus. The transcript has 3 exons. NCBI's taxonomy places the organism in Eukaryota, Fungi, Ascomycota, Sordariomycetes, Glomerellales, Glomerellaceae. The record is from RefSeq and is a predicted model, not a curated record. Gene Ontology annotation, biological process: positive regulation of transcription by RNA polymerase II.
AGGCGGAAGAAAUGUGUCGAAAACACCUUUCCAACAUGCGGUUCUUGUGCUCGUCUGAACCUGAAGUGUGUUCGGUCGUCAACUCGCGAUGUUGUGCCAACAAGCUGGGUUGACCAGAAGCAACCCUUCAAGCAAAUAGAACCAACGUCGAGGACUUCCAGUGUGCCCGAAUCAUCGUCUUCUUUCCCCCUGUGCUCACCAAUGCCCACUGGAGACCAUCUCGAGCCCCAUCAAAAGCGUCAGGUCAUGCGAUAUUAUAUCACAGUCUUGUGCCACUACCUGACAGCCAGUGAGCAGUUCAACUCGUUCCUAUCGGCAUUCGCUUCGGGACAUUUGUCUCUUUCCAAUGAAUCUUACAAAGUAACUGCCCUUAAGGCUCACUCAACGGCCAUCAGCAAUUUCACAAUAGCCUUGAGCACGCCCCAGCAGCAUGUCACAUGGUAUGAGACACAAGCGGCAACAUGUCUUGCCUUUGUUGUAGGAGAAGUCAGCAGGGGCGACAAUGGUGGAUGGUCUUCCCAUCUCCAUGGAGCAAAAUUACUCAUUGAAUCGGCUGUCGUCAAUACAAGCAAUGGUAGGGUGCUGCGUGGUCCAGAUGUCUUCAAGAGCAGUUCCGAAGGACAGUGGAUUCUUCGAAACUUUGCAUAUCAUGACAUUAUCGCCAGCGUCACUCUGAGGAGAAGACCUUUGCUUGACUGCAGCUAUUUGGAUGGUAUCACAGAUGUUGUUGAUACAUACCUAGGCGUCGCCACAGAUCUACUCCGUCACGUUGCAACUCUUAGCAUUCUUGACGAGGAAACAAAGCUUGGACCCGACUUUGCAGCUGAGGAUAUAUCAAAAAGACAAGCACUCUUCUACGGCGAUGGCAAAGGUGGAAGAUUCACUGCUACGGUUAAAUGGGAUACACUGCCGGCGAAGAUAUGUAUUCAAGUAUCAGAUAUCUUGAGGCAUGUCUCAGAUAUAUCGAUUGGCUCCCAUACCGAAUCGGCUAUACUGUUUCCACUUUUUCUGGCCGGUAGCGAGGCUACAGAGGACGGGCAUAUGGAUGCCGUCCGCGUCCGCUUGCAGAUGACGCUGCAAAAGCGGCAAUUUCAGAACAUUGCACGGUCUUUGGCUAUCUUGGAAGAUUUGUGGCAAAGAAGACAGGUUGCGGGUGCAAGUCAGGUUGACUGGACAGACAUACUGGAUGAGACCGGAGAACACCUUUUGUUGACGUAA